AACCCGCGGUUGGUGAAAUACCACCGUAUAAAACCCCCAUCGCGUCCAAAUUUUCUCCACGUCCAUUAGCAUCACCGCAAAAUGUCGCCGGAGCAAUCAGCCGCCCCACCCCCACCGCCGCCUAACUUCUGGGGCGACAUGCCGGAAGAAGAAUACUACGCCUCGCAAGGCGUCCGCAACUCCAAAUCCUACUUCGAGACCCCACACGGCAAACUAUUCACCCAAUCCUUCCUCCCCCUCGACCCUACCCUACCCAUCAAAGCCACCGUUUUCAUGAGCCACGGCUAUGGCUCCGAUACCGGCUGGGUGUUCCAGAAAAUCUGCAUCAGCUACGCCAAUUGGGGCUACGCCGUCUUCGCUGCCGAUCUCCUCGGCCACGGCCGCUCCGACGGGAUUCGGUGCUACCUCGGUGAUCUGAACAAGGUUGCAGCUGCUUCUCUGUGUUUAUUUAAGAGCGUGAGAGUUAGUGAUGAGUAUAAGAAUUUGCCGGCUUUUCUGUUUGGAGAAUCGAUGGGUGGGCUUGCAACUUUGUUGAUGUACUUUCAGUCGGAGAAGGAUCUGUGGACUGGGUUGAUCUUCUCAGCGCCGUUGUUUGUCAUUCCUGAGCCCAUGAAACCAUCUAAGGUACACUUAUUCAUGUACGGACUACUGUUCGGAUUAGCUGACACAUGGGCUGCGAUGCCGGACAACAAAAUGGUGGGCAAGGCAAUUAGGGACCCUGAGAAGCUGAAGAUCAUUGCAAGCAAUCCCAGAAGGUACACUGGGAAGCCUAGAGUGGGAACAAUGAGGGAACUAGCAAGACAGUGCGAGUACGUGCAGAACAACUUCGACAAGGUCACUGUGCCGUUUUUGACUGUACACGGGACAGCGGAUGGGGUGACUUGCCCAACGGGCUCAAAGAUGUUAUACGAGAGGGCGAGCAGCGAGGACAAGACACUGAAGCUGUAUGAAGGAUUUUACCACUCCUUGAUACAAGGUGAGCCCGAUGAGAGUGCCAAUCUUGUGUUGGCUGAUAUGAGGGCUUGGAUUGAUGAAAGAGUUGAGAGAUAUGGCUCAAAAUGUAACGGCAAUAAGUGAUGCCAGGGAUGAGGUUUGGUUGGUCUGUUGUGGGCUUUAAAGAAAUGUGGUUGGGACAUAAUGCUAGGAAGAUGGAAAUGUAUUGGGACAUGGGCUGGAUACAUGGAAAUGUGUUGUACGAAUUCUAUUAACAUUUAAUACAUAUUUCUUUGCUGGAAUUUA
This is a messenger RNA of Sesamum indicum (sesame), 1239 nucleotides long. Lineage: Eukaryota; Viridiplantae; Streptophyta; Magnoliopsida; Lamiales; Pedaliaceae. The record is from RefSeq and is a predicted model, not a curated record.